UCAAGUUCUCUCACUUCACUAUAAUCAUAGAUAAUACACUUAUACUAUAAUAAAGCGGUGACGUUUUGACUUUUGGUUCAACAUUUAGUUUUUUAUCCAAAGUUUAUAGUUAUUUCUAUUUCAAUUAAGUUAAAGUGGUUAAAGAGAACUGAACAACAACACAUUAAGAAAUUAACUAGGCGAUGAGGCAUAGAAUAUGGUUGCGUACUGUCAGUACAGUUCUGAAUCCGAAAAUGAGAAGUCACACGUACAUUGAUACUCUGGGCUCUGCCAGAAUAAUGGCAAGAGUCCUCGACGGUAAAGCAUUAGCGAAAGAGAUAAAAGCGGAAUUAAAAAUCAAAAUCCACAACUGGGUUUCAUCCGGUCAACGAGCUCCAUCUCUCCGUUGCAUUAUUGUUGGUGAAGAUCCAGCAAGUCAUACAUAUGUAAAGAACAAAAUUGCAGCAGCAAUCGAAAUUGGGAUAGAAGCACAGACUCUCAAAUACGAUGAAAAUUUAACAGAAGAGGCCUUAAUAACAGCUAUUGAGUUGCUGAAUGAAGAUACCACAGUCGAUGGGAUAUUAGUUCAACUACCCUUGCCGAAUAAUAUUGACGAGAGAAGGGUGUGUAAUGCCGUAGCUCCUGAGAAGGAUGUCGAUGGAUUUCAUAUAACAAAUGUUGGGCAGUUGUGUUUGGAUAUGCCGACUAUAGUUCCAGCUACUGCGCUGGCUGUUAUAGAGAUGCUAAAAAGGUUUAAGAUCGAAACAUUCGGUCGCAACGCGGUCGUCGUGGGACGCUCUAAGAACGUGGGCUUGCCGAUAGCUAUGAUGUUACACAGUGACAAGAACCACGACAGCGGACUGGGCAUGGACGCGACUGUGACUGUAUGUCACAGGUAUACUCCGCCAGAACUGCUGCAGCAGCAUUGUCGCAAUGCUGAUAUUAUAGUCACAGCUACUGGUGUACCUAACCUCAUAAAGGCCGAUAUGAUUAAGCCCGGGGCUACAGUAAUUGAUGUGGGGAUCACGAGGAUCACCGACGAGCAAGGCAAGACGAAACUAGUGGGCGACGUGGAUUAUGACGAAACGGCUUUCAUUAAAACAUGACACUGGAUUGGCACCGCCUUCAAACUGAUCAGAAGGUAGCACAUAGGUAAGAUGUUAUUUUUUGCUUUUUAGUUUAGGUUAAUUUUAGAGUUGGAAGUCGGUUGAAUUUUUUUUAUUAAAAUUUUAAUUUUUUAAUUUUUAGUGUUAGCACACCUAACUGAGUGUGAACAAAAAUUAAUGAGCAAUUAGUUGAAACGUUAUUUUCUUAUGAUAAGUAUCUAAGUCCUACAAUCCCAAUUUUAAAAAUACUACCUUAACUAAUGUACAAAAUUUCACACCCCCUUUAUCCACACGUAAUAUGAAUAUUCAGAAAAACGUGAAAGGUGACUGUCCUCUGUCUUCAUCACCAGACCCCCUAUGCAGUCACAAUCCAUAUGGGUGGAAAGUUCUCAUCAAUAUAAAAUUUAUCAAGUCCAAACACAAGGUAGCUACUGUGAACCGUCGAGGAGUUCCCUUAACUAUUCUUCGUCUUCAUCACCAGACCUCUAAUACAGUCACAACCCAUCUAGGUGGAAAGUUCUCAUCAAUACAAAUUUAUCAAGUCCAAACACAAGGUAGCUACUGUGAACCGUCGAGGAGUUCUCUUCACUGUCCUUUGUCUUCAUCAUCAGACCCUUAAUACAGUCACAACCCAUCUAGGUGGAAAGUUUUCAUCAAUACAAAUAAAUCAAGCCCAAACAAAAGGUACCUGCUUUAAAUCGUUGACGAGUUCCAUCGUCUGUGUAUCAGCUCCAUCAUCAGACCAACUCCAGACCUUCAUAAAAUUGUAGUGGUUCAAAAUACCUUAUGGAAACACUAACAAACGCACUAGCCGUCCCUACAAUUUUUGAAAGUUCCUCUCGAUUUCUCCAGGAUGCCAUCAUCAGAUCCUGACAUGAAAAAAAUGGGACCACCCUGGAAUCAAACCCUUCAAAACAAAAAAAGAAUUUUCAAAAUCGGUCCACAAAUGACGGAAUUAUCGCCGGACAUACAUAAAAAAAAAAAAAAAAAAAAACAUACAUACAGCCGAACGUAGAACCUCCUCCUUUUUGGAAGUCGGUUAAAAAUGGGAUUUUUUGAAAAUUAAUCUGACAUUAUGAAUUAGACUUAAAUUGUGUUAUAGCAAAACAUUCCACUGAAUUUUGGUUGUUACAUUCAUUUGUAUUGUUAGGAAAAUUGUUCUAUUAUUGUAUAAGAAAUUACUCUAUAGAUAUUCUAUUUUCGGAAGACAUUUUAUCUUUGGAUGUAGUAGUAAGGUUGCACAAACACGUUUGUAUGUUUAAACUAGCCGACGCCCCGCGUAGUUCCCGUUCCCGCGAGAAAACAGGGAUAAAAUGCACUUUAUGACACUCAAAUAUAAUGUGGCUUACUGUUGGUAAUCAAAUUUUCAAAAUCGAUAGAUUAGAGUAGAUCCAGAGUUUACCCCUUACAAUAACAAAAAAACUUUACCUCUUUAUUAUAUUAGUAUAGGCUAGAGGAAAGUCAACACAACAGAAACGCUUUGUAGAAAAUUCAGUGUCAUACAGGCUGUGUCAUAUCGAGACCCGUUUACCGAAAAACUGUUACUUAUCAAUUUCACUGACAAAAAAUAAUUUAUAAAACAUGUUUGUUUUGCUGACUCUCCUUCAGUUUCACACAAGUGCCACCCUACCACUAUAACCAAAACCAUUUUCCGAUAAUAGAGUAUACACAUUUUAUACUUAUCUGGGGUCGAAAAUAUGACAUUUUUAAAAAUGCAUCGAAUAUGUCAAACUUAACACUCACUCGUGUAAGAAAAUGUUGAUUUUGUCUCUUAUUUUUUGUAUUAUGAAAAUCUUUACAACAAAGUAAAUAAAUAGCAUUUUUACUUAUAUUAUAAAAAUAA
Molecule: messenger RNA, 2928 nt
Organism: Bicyclus anynana (squinting bush brown)
Lineage: Eukaryota; Metazoa; Arthropoda; Insecta; Lepidoptera; Nymphalidae
Gene: Nmdmc
Product: bifunctional methylenetetrahydrofolate dehydrogenase/cyclohydrolase, mitochondrial
Exons: 6
Coding region: 183-1085 (300 amino acids)
Biological process (GO): tetrahydrofolate interconversion
Cellular component (GO): mitochondrion
Molecular function (GO): methenyltetrahydrofolate cyclohydrolase activity; methylenetetrahydrofolate dehydrogenase (NADP+) activity; methylenetetrahydrofolate dehydrogenase (NAD+) activity
Source: RefSeq, a predicted model, not a curated record